UAAAAAAAUAAAUAACCAAAAUACAACAUGGAUCAAUUGAAAAAAGAACGUGAAUUAUUUAUGAAAAAAGCAUUUGCAUUGCCUGUGAUUGAAAAACGUAAACAACAAGAUGAUAAUGUUGAUGAUAAACAUUCCGCUCAAAAUGAUUCGAAAAGAAAAAGAUUCGAUUCAUCGUCAACUUCAUCGACAGCUAGUUCCAGAGAUUUUUUUCCCACCAAAUCAUCCGUACCGCUGCAUAAUUUUUCCAUUCUAACUAAAAUUGUUAAUUCAAUGAAAGAUCGUUAUCUGAAUGGUGAUUCUGAAGCAUUGACAUUCGAUGAAUUAUUAGAUGAAACGAAUCAAUUGGAUUUAAGUGGCCGACAAAAACAAUGGCUCUUAACCGAAGCAUUGCCAAAUAAUCCACGUAUAACCAUCACAGAGGAUGCUAAAUAUGCCUAUAAACCAAUAUUCAAUAUAAGAGAUCGAAAAUCAUUGAUACGAUUGUUGGAACGAUAUGAUUCCCGUGGCCUCGGCGCAAUCGCCUAUGAAGAUAUCAAAGAAUCAUUGCCAAAUGCUGAUAGAAUUAUAAAAUUUUUGGCAGAAAAAAAUCAACUAAUAGUUAUUACAAGACCAGUGGACAAGAAGAAAAUUUUAUUCAUUAAUAAUCUAUCAUUAAGUUUUAAUGUUGACGAAGAAUUUCAAAAAGCAUGGCGUUCAAUCGCAGUGGAAGGAAUGGAUGAAACAAAGAUUGAAGAAUAUCUUAAAAAUCAUGGCAUUAGUUCAAUGCAAGAUAUGAACAUACGGAAAUCAUCGAUGCCUAAACAGAAACGUAAAGACCAUGUAAAACGGAAAUCAAAUUUCCGUAAAUUGAACAAUCAUUUGGAUGGUUUAUUGGAAGAUUAUAGUGAUAAACAAACAUAGAACAAAAAU
Molecule: messenger RNA, 909 nt
Organism: Dermatophagoides farinae (American house dust mite)
Lineage: Eukaryota; Metazoa; Arthropoda; Arachnida; Sarcoptiformes; Pyroglyphidae
Gene: TfIIEbeta
Product: transcription factor IIEbeta
Biological process (GO): transcription initiation at RNA polymerase II promoter
Cellular component (GO): transcription factor TFIIE complex
Molecular function (GO): TFIIH-class transcription factor complex binding
Source: RefSeq, a predicted model, not a curated record